This is a messenger RNA of Lucilia cuprina (Australian sheep blowfly), 3984 nucleotides long. RefSeq lists its product as uncharacterized. Lineage: Eukaryota; Metazoa; Arthropoda; Insecta; Diptera; Calliphoridae. Gene Ontology annotation, molecular function: nucleic acid binding. The transcript is spliced from 3 exons. The record is from RefSeq and is a predicted model, not a curated record. Gene Ontology annotation, biological process: DNA integration. Bases 106 to 3984 code for a protein of 1292 amino acids.
AAAUUAAAGAAUAUAUAUACAAUAAAAAAUAUAAAUAAAAAUUUAAAAAGAAAAAGUCGACUUAAAUAAAUAAAAAAAAAAAAAAAAUAAUAAAAAACAUUAAAAAUGGCUCAGAGACAAAAUUUAUACGAAUCUCAAAAGCAGAUCACAGAUCAGUUGACUGCAAUUUUGGCGAAGAUUGAACGCACAGAGAUACGUAGUGCAUCAAUUGCACAAUAUCAAAACCGUAUCGAUAGCUUAGAAAGACAAUUUUAUGAGAACGACACUGUUCUCAAUAAGCUUGGAGAGACAUCAGAGGACUAUUUUAAAAAUAAGUUCUUCCAAAAUGGCAUUGAUCUUAUUAAACUGUGCAGAACUGCGAUGCAGAAGUAUGGCCAAACUUCUGCAGAAGCUAUAUUGGCGCCCAAAAAAGCAGAAAACUUAGAAGAAAGCCAAAUGGAAUCCAGCCAUCAGAAAUCAUUAGAAUCAAUUAGGAUUUCUAUAAAAGAUGAGGUGAUGGAGCAGGUGAGAUUUAUGAUGCAAGAAUUGUUGCAUCAGUUAAAACCCAACCUUGCGGAAAACUCUAAAAAAGAGUUAGAAAGAGCUCCAAGAGAGCUAGAGAAUGCUCCAAGAGAGCCAGAGAAUGCUCCAAGAGAGCCAGAGAAUGCUCCAAGAGAGCCAGAGAAUAUUCCAAGAGAGCCAGAGAAUGCUCCAGGAGAGGAAGAUAAUACUUACAAAGAAGAGAAGGUAAAAACCCAUGAUGAAGCCGGCAUAAGAAAAGAUGAGGAAGUGACGUCCAACUUGCUUAUUCAAUUUCGUAGAGAAAUUCAAAAAUUAGAAGAAUGUUUAUCUGACAUUGAAGCAGAAAACAUUCUAAUACUUGAGCACAAAAAAAGCUCUUGGGAAAAAAUCAUGGUGGAUAUAAAACAAAUCCACCGUGAAUUAGUGGUCAAUCACUCCGUAAAAGAUGAUAUUGAUGAAGAGCUGGAGUUGAUUGACAAGCUAUAUGGAGAAGCAUUAAAGGAAAUACUAAUAAAAAUUUCCACAUUGCAAGAGGAGAUGACAGCAUUAAAGAAAUUUGGCGUAGUAAAUAGAUGCAGCAGAAUAGCGAGUUUAUUUCCCUUUAUAGACAAGAAUGGAAUAAUUCGUGUCGGUGGUAGAUUGCAGAAUUCAAAUUUACCAUAUAAUCAACAACAUCCUAUAAUAUUGCGAAAGUCCCAUUUGACAUCGUUGUUGAUAGAAAAGGCGCAUAUUUCAACAUUACAUGGUGGUAACCGAAUAGUUGAAGCAGCACUAAGGCGUAGGUUUUGGAUCUUAGAUAUGAAAAAUUCAAUAAAGAAAUGUUUACGAAGAUGUCCUAGAUGUAUUCGGUAUAGCCAAGAUCAGGCGAAGCAACUAAUGGGCAAUCUUCCAAAAUCACGCGUAACGAUAUCAGCUCCAUUUCAACAUGUUGGUAUAGACUAUGCUGGCCCUAUUCAAAUGAAAUUUUCGAAAGGCAGAGGGCAAAAAUCCUAUAAAGGAUAUAUAGCUGUGUUUGUGUGCAUGACGACAAAAGCGAUCCAUCUAGAAGCAGUUAGCGAUCUGACGUCAGUAGCAUUCUUAGCAGCAUUAAAGAGAUUUUUUGGAAGGAGAGGUGUUAGUUCGGAUAUUUAUUCAGAUAAUGGAACGAACUUUGUUGGCGCAAAUAAAAAAUUAGAUAAAGAUUUUAAAGCUGUUGUUCGGAAUAAUGAGUCGAUUAUUCCUAUAUUGGCGAUGCAGAAAAUUCAGUGGCAUUUUAUUCCCCCGGCAGCUCCUCACUUUGGAGGUAUUUGGGAAGCUGGCGUCAAAUCAGUAAAAUAUCAUUUAAAAAGGACAAUCGGUGAAGCCAAACUUACAUAUGAGGAAAUGAGUACUCUCUUAAUUCAAAUUGAAGCAGUAUUGAAUUCCAGACCUCUAGUAGCUCUAAACAAUGAUGAGCCAGGUCAAUUUGAUGCUUUAACUCCGGGACACUUUUUAAUAGGACGUCCCCUGAAUGCCUGUGCCGAACUAGUUGAAGAAGCAAAUAUUAAUUCGCUAAAUAGAUGGAAACUAAUUCAGAAACUAAGAAAAGACUUUUGGGUCAGAUGGAAACAGGAGUAUUUGACUACGCUACAGCAAAGGAACAAAUGGAAGUUUCCGUCAGAGAAUUUAAAAGAAGGUACAGUAGUACUAAUCAAGGAUGAAAAUACUCAUCCAGCAAGUUGGCCGCUAGCGAGAAUUACAGAAGUACAUAGCGGCAAAGAUGGCAAAGUAAGAGUUGCAACAUUGAAACUAGCAAAUAGCUCGCUGAAAAGACCUAUUAGCAAAUUGUGUCCAUUAGUAUCUACGGAUACAGAAGAAGAGAAUUCAGCACCAGCAAUGAGCUGUGUAACAACGACGAAGCCAGAAAAGAAAAAACUAUGUUGGUUACAAUUUAUAUUGAUGAUGUUGAUGAUAAUGAACCCAGUCAAAGCACUACCAAUUAACAUGAACAACGUAGUCUCGAUAAGCAACCUUUCAGCAAAUACAGCACUGUAUCUGGAUAAGGUUGGACAACUAAACGCCAUAAAUUCGAAGUGGAAUCUAGUAGUUUACUAUGAUUUAUCCUUGUAUUACCAAGAACUGGAGAGGAUUGGUAAACUGAUGGGGAAAGUAAGAGAAGAAUGUCCGAAAUUAAAUUUAUUUAAGGACUCCUGUGAAAUGGUGAUGUCAGUGAUGGAAAGGAGAUAUAAGUUACUUGAUCAAAAUAACGAACUUCUAAUAAAUAAAAGCCGCAAGAAAAGAGCACCCUUUGAGUUCGUAGGAUCUAUUUAUCAUAUUCUCUUUGGAAUGAUGGACGCAGACGAUCGAAAGCAGAUGGAGGAAAACAUGAAAAACAUUUUCAGUAACCAAGAUGACUUAAAUAAAUUAAUAAAACAACAAACUUCCGUUAUUGAUUCGACAGUAAAUGUGUUGAAAAAGACAACAGAAGAUGUCAAUAACAACUUUAAACAAAUGUACGGCCAAUUAAAGUUAUUCUACGAUCAAACGAAAAAUGAAACGAGUGAAGAGCGUUUAACAUUGCUGUUUUCCGUAUUGACCACCCAAUUAAAUUUAAUGAUUGAUGAGUGUCAGAAGAUACAAUCUUCUGUAAUAAAUCAUAUGCUGAUUGAUAUCAAUCACGGUCAUAUAAAUACUGACCUUCUUACACCAUCCCAACUACAAAAAGAACUAUUACACAUAGAAAACGUGUUGCCAAAUAAUUUAGUUCUUCCUGGAAAGGCAACUAGUACUGAACUAAAAGAAGUAUAUCAUGGAAUGAAGGCGAAGGGUACUAUAAUUGAUGAUCGACUAGUGGUUCAGAUAGAAAUACCUUUAAUACAGAAACAUAAUUCUGAGGUAUACGAAAUAAUUACACUUCCUGUGGAAGUUAACAAUAGCGCCGUUAUGCCAAGAGUAAAGGAUGAGUUCAUAGUGUAUAACUUCGCAACUAAUAUGUACUUCCUAAUGUCACAAUCAAAAUUAAAUAUGUGUGAGAAGAGUCUUCAAGGUCAGUACAACUGUAUUGGAAAUAUACCCUGGAAGCCAGCCAUAGAGCGGUCUUGUGAAGUAUCAGCGCUAAAACAAUCCCGGCAUGCUGAAUGUGAAUUUGAAGCUGUCCCAAGGAAAAGUGUGUGGAAGCAGCUUUCUACAGAAAAUCAGUGGAUAUUUACAGUAUUCGACAAUCUAGUAUUAACAGUAGAUUGUGGUCCAAAUAAUCGAAGCUGGGUUAAUUUACCAACAAAAGGUGUACUAAAACUAGCAGAAGAAUGUACAGCAACUUAUGAAGGAAUAACUCUGUCAGCUUCUCGACACUUCGAAUCUAAAGUAAAUUCAGAUAUUCAGGUAUCAACAUGGGGUGUAGAUCCAGACAAAAUAGAAGCUAAGACAAGCCGUAGCAGUGAUAAGAACUUUAGUUCUAAGAUGCACAUUAAUUCUGUUGUUUAUGUGACGCAUAAACCAUAUGUUAGAGUUAAUAAUGAGGCAUGA